Messenger RNA from Durusdinium trenchii, 1347 nucleotides. Lineage: Eukaryota; Dinophyceae; Suessiales; Symbiodiniaceae. The record is from the annotation of a GenBank genome assembly.
AUGCCAGAGCUGGGCCGCAUCGGCGAGGAGGAUCGCCACCCCGCGAGGAAGGCCGAUGCCAGAUCACAAGUGGUGGUGAUUGGCUGGUUGGCCUUUUGUGGUCCGGGGCUCUUCAAUGCCUUGAACGGGCUCGGGAACGCCGGCUCGGACGACGCUGAUGUCGCAGCGUUGGCCAACGGCUGCUUAUACUGCACCUUCGCGUUGUGCGGCUACUUCGGCUCCGUCGCCUUCAACCUGCUGGGCCCCACGAGGCUGCUGUCUUUGGGCGGUGCCAGCUAUGCCGUCUAUGCGAGCUGCGUCUACUUCUCGGUUCGCGCCAAGUGGCUCGCCGUGCUGGGUGGCGUGGUUUUAGGCAUCGGUGCGGGGCUCUUCUGGACGGCCCAAGGUUCACUGAUGAUGGCCUACGCCACACCCAAAUCCAGAGGGCGCUUGAUCGCAAUCUUUUGGGUGAUCUUCAACCUGGGAGGUGUCUGUGGGGGCCUUCUGCAGUUCAUGCUGAACUUCUCCGAGGAAGGAGCCUCUGCCAAUCCCUUCUCCUACUUCGCGUUCGUUUUGGUGAUGCUUCUGGGCGCUGCGUUGGCGCCGGUGCUCUUGGCCGAGCCGUCCUCGGUGCAGCGUGAGGAUGGCAGUCCGGUGCUCUUCAGUCAGGCAGAGUCGCCGCUGGAAGAGCUUCAUGCGGCAUGGCGCUCCUUACGUGAGCCCUUCAUCCUGCGUAACUUGCUCUUCUACUUGGCCUCCAACUGGUUCUACACUUACAACUUCAAUGGCUUCAAUGGUCACCAGUUCAACAUCCGCACGCGGGGCCUGAACUCGGCAGCCUUCUGGGCAGCACAGAUGUGGGCGUCCUCCCGCUUUGGUCAGGUCUUGGACUCCGACUCGCCGCCCCGGCAACGGGCACAGCGAGGGAUGCUUCUGGUCGCUGUGAGUCUGCUACUCUCGUUGGGUUUAGCGCUGCAGGACAGCCGUUGGCGGCCCUGCCAGGGGCAUCUGGGCUGGGACAAAGGUCAAAGCUGCCGUUGGGAUGUCUCGAAGGACUUUCCGCAGUCGCUGUGGCCGAUGGCCAUUUUCUUGCUGUUAGGGGCCUCUGAUGCGAUCUACCAGAACUACGCGUAUUGGUUGAUGUCCAUGGCCGCUGGCGGCGAUGUUCGCAAGACGGUGAUGUACUCUGCUGCCUACAAGGGGGUGCAAUCCCUGGGUGCUGGCAUGGCUUGGUUGAUAGAUCUGACGGAGGCCUCCUACUUUCUGCAAGGCAGUCUCUGUUUGGUGCUCACUUUGGGAGCGUGUCUUCCGGUGUUGGGCACCUUUCACAUGCUGGAGGAUGGGAAGAAGGAGGACAGCCACGCCUGA